Apiotrichum porosum is the source of this 2208-nucleotide messenger RNA. RefSeq lists its product as uncharacterized. NCBI's taxonomy places the organism in Eukaryota, Fungi, Basidiomycota, Tremellomycetes, Trichosporonales, Trichosporonaceae. The transcript has 4 exons. The record is from RefSeq and is a predicted model, not a curated record. Gene Ontology annotation, molecular function: protein binding. The coding region runs from base 1 to 2208 and encodes 735 amino acids. Gene Ontology annotation, biological process: protein K11-linked ubiquitination; anaphase-promoting complex-dependent catabolic process; positive regulation of mitotic metaphase/anaphase transition. Gene Ontology annotation, cellular component: anaphase-promoting complex.
AUGACACAGCCGCGCGACCUGCACAAAUACCACAUUUACGCGCCUCUUGCAGGCGACCCGCCAGACACAGACGUGCCACUCGGUCUCGCACUCGCAUGGCUCGUCAUCCGCGCAACUCCGUUGCCAGAACAUGCGGGCUCCAAUGUUUACAGCGUGCCCUUUGUCGCGGCGAUCCUGGACGUCGUUGCGCGCGAGGCUCACGAGGUCAACCCCCAGCGUGGAACGUAUGCUGUGUUGAGAGCAGAGACGGACCGUCUGGUCCAUCGCGAGGCAAACGUCGCGAUGCGCACAGUGACCAAGCGCCGGGCGAAGGGACAGCCCGUGUCCCCCGAGCUCCUCCAAGUCGCUGCUGGGGAGAGCUGGAUGGAGGAUUUUCCCGCCAACUUUUCCGACAUUACGAGCGGCUGCGCGUUUGUUGACACCGUCGAUCGUGAGCUGCGCAACCGUAUCAGUGAGGAUGGCGAAGAGCCCCUCGAGAGCUUCGAACCACUGGAACGACGGUCGCCUCUUGGGCAAUACUUUCGCAGACUGCUCCUGAAGCUCUGCAACCUCGGGUUUGACGAAACCGCGGUGGUUGCUGCGCAGGUGGCCGAAUGGUGCGGCGCCAGGUUACCCGCGACGGAGCGGCCGCUCGCUCUGUCUGCCAGGGGAGAGAGAAUGGAAGAAGGAACACCAGACGAGCGCGUCUCGAGCAUCACAACGUAUCGCGCCGCGGCCGCGUCUGGCGACUAUGGAACUGCACUGGCUUCCCUGCGCCGGUUCUACGACUUUCAACUUCCAUCGACGGAGCGUACAGUACACCAACACGCGCUCCUCAACCUCGCCAUGUUCCACUACACCACUGGAGGACUGGACAGUGCCCUCGAGGCCCUUGACGAAGCAAUGCGUCACGCCAGGCAGGAGAAUGACAAGCAGUGUCUUCAGAGCUGCGUGUCGCUGCGGUAUCGCCUGACCACCGAACUAGAGGCGUCCGCUUGGCCUGGGUCGUCCGUUCCUCGGGUCUCGCCGCAUCCUCUCCCUCCUCGACGUCUCGCCAAAGCCGCAGCGCCCGGUGACGAGUUGUGGAGCAUCAAGGCCGCAGUCGACAUGGGUGAGCCUGUGCCCGUCGCGUUUCGCCGGGUGCACGUCUCCCUCGGCCUACUACAUCCUCCUCAAGACAAGACCGACAAGCCUGACAAGCCCGACAAGCCUGAUGGGUCGCGUCACGUUCCCGCAGGCCACCUAUCCUUGCCUGCGUGGCACGCCGCUCAAGCCGGCCUGUGGGCUAUGCUUGGCUCUGAGACGCUCGCCGACAUGCACGAGGAGAUGGCACUGGCCGCGCCUGACCUUGACGAUGAGACGCGCGUCGACGUCCUCCUCGCGCGAGCAGAACGUAUUGCCAUUGAGGGACGGUACGACGCCGCCCUCUCUCUGCUCCUCGACAGCGAUACGGUCGACGAGUUGAGCCUGGCAGACUAUCGUCGCUGGGCACUGGCAACAUGGGGCGUUCUCGACCGCGAAGCCACCUUGGCUGCCGACAGCGACGCGCUGGCAGUCAUCAACGGCCUGCGCGCCGCACCAGCCACUAUAUCGCGUCUCGGUCCAGGAGGUCCCCUACGCGACGCCUUUGACCCCGACGAGCCAUACAACACUCCACCCAGGCGAGGCAUCACGUUUGCCCACGGACAAGUGACAUCUGCCCUCCGCCGCGCCGAGAAGCUCCUUGCCAGCCACGCACCUGCGCACCUCGUUCUCCCCGACGUCCUGUCUGCGCUCCAGCUCAGUGCUUCCCUGGGUCUCUGGCCGCUGUACACGUCCGGCACGCUCGCGCUGGCGGACACGCUGUUAGCGAUGGACCUGCCCGCCAAGGCCGAGGCUGAAGCCGCACGAGUAUGGGACAGGUUGCGCGGCGUCGAUGUGGCUCGCGCAGCUCUCAUCCGUGCCAAGGCUGCUGCCGCGCUCGCCCUGGCCGACGCAGACGUCCUUGACGGGAGCCUGCUCGCUGUCGCAGCUGGGUAUGCCGAUACGGCUAUCCAAGUGGGCGACGAGUACGGCGCUCGAGCUGUGCGGAGGGACGCGCUGGCAUUGAGGAGUAUGGUCGGUGAACUGGCGGGUCUACCUUGUGAAAAGACCGAGGAAGCGCCUGCGCCGCUCUUGGCCGAGAAGAGCAGGAGGGUGGGAGAGAUUGUGCGUCUGGUGGGUGUCCGCGUCGCAGAGGGCUGGAAGUAA